Macrosiphum euphorbiae (potato aphid) is the source of this 321-nucleotide messenger RNA. The record is from the annotation of a GenBank genome assembly. NCBI's taxonomy places the organism in Eukaryota, Metazoa, Arthropoda, Insecta, Hemiptera, Aphididae.
AUGGAAAAUGAAAUAGUUUCUAAUACAACUACCGAAAAACUCGAUUCAAUAUUAAAAUCAAUAAAUGAUAUGAAAGUUACUCAAAAUAAGUUAAUUAACACAGUAAACUUCAUCCGCGAUGAAAAAAAAAAACAAGACAAGCAGUUCGGGGGUAUUGAGUGUAAGUUGGAUAGUUUAUCUAAGAAUAUUGAAGACUUUUUCAACGAAAAUAAAUUAUUGAAAAAUACAAUAAGUAAUAUUGAGUCUAGAUUAUCUAUCCUUGAGGCUAAACCCUCCCAUAUUACUUCUGAAGAAAUGUAUUCUGAAAUUAUUGAUCGUUAA